CAAAAAUGCUCAGUAUCAGUCAGUAACCGGCCAACAUAUACAGAAGUACAUAUUGUCCUGUUAUCACAUUAUAAGUGGCAGGUGGACGAAUCGAACGUACAAUUUUGCUGCAAGACGAGUCACACUUCGGUUCUACUAAAACGGGUCACACUUGCAUUCUACUAAGACGGACCACGCUUGCAUUCUACUAAGACGGUUUACAGCAGUGGGUUUCCGAUGGCCGGGUUGAUAAUGGCUCAAGAUGUUGCUGAUAUCGAUGUCACCGUAGACAAGGAGAACUACAGGGAUGGACUGAUGCAGAUACUACUGGUCAUCCGACCACACUGGAAGGCAGAGGAGGUCCGCUUUAAGAGUAUGCGACAAGGAUACAUCAACCUCAUGCUCGUCUGCCUUGUGAACGACAACCAGGAAGAGUGGCUGGUUGCCAGGAUAUUCGGUUCGGGGCUUGACCCAGCUGGAUGUCUUGGAUUCCGCCGCCAGAGAGAGGUGAAGUGUUCAAAAGCGCUUGCAGAGUUGAAGCUUGGUCCGCCAGUCUAUGCUUCUUUCCGCAAUGGACUCAUUUUCGGCUUUGUGGCGGGCAAGCAGUAUGGUUGGGCUGAUGUGACCGCAUUUAGAGAAAUGAAAACUGCCAGAGCCGUGGCCCGAGCACUGGCACACCUUCACAGUAAACGAACAACAGAUUAUACAUUGGCUAAAUACGGUAUCCUAGAGGGCCAGUCGCACAACACGAUUAUGAAACAGUUACUGGACAACUGGCCCCAAGUUAUCAUUGAUGAGGAGACGACAGCAUGGGUCAAUAAUCAGAUUCCGCCGCUAAAAGAUCGACAAGCCGAAUUUGACCUCCUCCUCAACCGAUUCGACGCCUUAAAUAUCCCUGAGACCCUGUGUCACGGCGACCCUAACCCCACCAAUAUGAUCUAUAACGAACAAGAAGACAGUAUCAUUCUGGUCGAUUAUGAGAUGGUAGGUAUGAUGAACCCCCUGUACGACCUGGCAGGCUUUAUGGGGACGUCUGCGUUCGGGCUGCUGCCAGACAUCGAGAGUUUGGAACAUACUAAGGAUUACCAGCGGACAUUCGUGAAGGAAUACCUCGAAAAGUUGGCGAUAAUCGACAAAUGUGAGGAACCAGUAACGGAGGACAAGAUUGAGGGAGUGUACAACAUCAUACAAGUGAUGAUGAUGGCCAUCCAUUUCGCAUUGCAUAUAUUCGCAGCACAACUUGCAAACUCACCAAACAGUACAGUAUCCGACCGCAAAGACCUACUGUGCCUUAGUCUUCGCCGUCUUGAGUAUUACUACAAACACAGAGAUAUGGUACUGGCAAUAAAGCUACCCGGUGAAUAAAGUUCCUUACGAUUGGAGCAAAAGUCGGCUGAGGCCACAAGUUAGAGCUUAGCGGCGAAUGGUCGGGAACCGUAAAAUUUUCUAGGGGGCACCACCUAAAGCUACCCGGCGGAUGAAAGGAUAAUUGUAGAAAUAUCUCUCAUCAGGAGCCGUCAAGGUGAAUAAUGGGGGCUCCAUAUGUCUGUGUCCUAACAAAAACACUGACACUACUGUGCUAUUAUUCUAUGAGCCUCACUUCAGGGAUUUCUUAUCCAUGAUCGAGACUCUGAGGGUGAGAGGCGAAGUAUCCAGUCUGGUUACUCAAGGAAGUAUUCAGAAUUCCUGUUUUCCCCCCCCCCCCCCCUGUGUCAUUAAAAUCCAGGAAAUCUUAUUGUUCACAACGCUAUAUAAUGUUGUGUCACUCUUACAGCUUAAGCUUAAUAAAGAUCUCACCAAAACAGAAUGUAACCGUUGGCCUUAGAUUUGAACGACAUAUAGAAAAAAACUCACAACACUUGCAAAGUCAUUAUUAGCGAGAAUAAGUAUGUUGCUGGAUGAGGAGGUGCACGGAAGGGAAUUCGAACAUUGUCAUCUUGGUUACCUAGAUCCCAAACCUAAUUUGUCCCUUCAAAUCACAGCCGGUGUAAUGUUUUUGAGUGUUUCUAUUUUUGAGUGUCUCCCCUCAUUGUUUGGGAACGCUAAAAGAUAGAUUGACAAGUUUUUCUGUGUUUCCCCCUAUUGAAAAGUCAUGGUCUCUCUAGCUGCCUAUUGUUUGGAAACACUGACACAUGGGAAACAACCACAGAUGUUACACCGGCACAGUGAGCAUCGGCAGAAUGGAUUCCAAGAGAAUCGACUCGAACUUUAGAACAAAUCCGCCAUGUUGCUGACAUCAUAUUGUCGCCAAAAACUAUUUCUUUUGACCCUGUUGACCUCGAUUCUAAAAACUUUUUCGAAAAGACCAUUCAAACGUCAAAUCAACUUCAAGCAUUAUCUUUUAUAUCACUGAGGUAUAUGAAUACGAUAUAUCGAGAAAAAUCUGUACAACUAUCUAAAUAUAAGAUUACUUGGAACUAUUUCGGACAAUCACUCUGCCACCUGCGCGACCUAGUCACAAUUUCGGCGCGUUUUCAAUAUGGCGACAACUUGAAUGGUAUUAGAGGGGUGUCAUCUAGUCAUGCAUUACCUGGCUCGUUAAUAACAGGCAAAGAAAUCCCCACGUGAACAUGAAAGCCUCGACGGUAAAGCGCUCAGAGUGUCAGACCGUGGUUCGGCUGGUCUUCGACUCCCGUUGAAUCUGCCACUUUUUUUUCAUCUUUGUCUUCAUUAUCUUGUUAUCUAUUCAUUCAUGUUCAUGUUAUUAUUUUCAUUAUCAUCAUUAUCACUAUUAUAACCUGAAUAAAACCAGCGAAACAAACCUUUUCAAACUUUCCGGGCGUUCGAGUACUUCCGAGGAUGAUUCGUUUCAGUAGCAAGAUUUCUCGAGGCUUCAUUGGGUUGGAAAAGUAUUUCUGUCAGACCGUGACUUCUCCAAUCAGAAUUACAAAAUGUAGUUAAAGAGCAUCCUGAGAUUCAGGCUUUUUAUACUCCUUCGUCAUAUCGAGAGGCGGAGUAGAUUGAAAACCACUGCUGCUAGGAUGUUCAAAGGGGAUCGCCGUUCGUUCACAUAUAUUUACUGGAGUACCGGGUACGGCGGGGCGUGUGUCAUUUUCAUUCAAGCGACGACCACUGUAAACGGGCAGACGCCGUGAGCCGAUAAAAAUCACCAACUGCGAUAAAGAUCUCACCAAAACAGAAUGUAGGCCUAAUCGUUGGCCUUAGAUUUGAAAGACAUAUAGAAAAAACCUCACAACACUUGCAAAGUCAUUAUUAGCGAGAAUAAGUAUGUUGCAGGAUGAGGAGGUGCACGGAAGGGAAUUCGAACAUUGUCAUCUUGGUUACCAAGAUCCCAAACCUAAUUUGUCCCGGCACAGUGAGCAUCGGCAGAAUGGAUUCCAAGAGAAUCGACUCGAACUUUAGAACAAAUCCGCCAUGUUGCUGACAUCAUAUUGUUAGACCGUGGUUCGGCUGGUCACGGGUUCGACUCCCGUUGAAUCUGCCACUUUUUUUCCUGUUUUUUCUUCAUUAUCUUGUUAUUUAUUCAUUCAGGUUCAUGUUAUCAUUUUCAUUAUCAUCAUUAUCACUAUUAUAUCUUGAAGAAAACCACCGAAACAAACCUUUUCAAAAUUUUCGGGCGUUCGAGUACUUCCGAGGAUGAUUUGUAUCAGCAGCAAGAUUUCUCGAGGCUACAUUGGGUUGGAAAAGUAUUUUUGUCAGACCGCGACUUCUCCAAUCAGAAUUAGUUGAAGGGCAUUCUGAGAUUCAGGCUUUUUAUCACUCACACAACGUAGUGAGUGUAAUGGUUACGUAUACACUGUAUGUAAAGUGUAAACAAAAUGCAUAUAUCCAUCAUGUCCAUCGAAUCUGAAAAAAUUUGUGCAGACCCAUGACAAUUCUGGUUCCGGUAUAGUUUUGUCGCAUUCCAUGUGGGCCGCGCAUUGGCCGAUCCUGCAUGCAUGACGCACCGCACCCACAGUUACGACGUCGGACGUGAAUCCCAUUUGUUUGGCAAUGUUUGCCUGUGUUUGAUAGUGUGGACGGGUCCCCAAACAUUCGCCAACAUGAUGUUGGCUCAUGUUGGCCAACGAUUGUUGGGGAAUGUUUGCUAGUGUAGACCAGGCUAUAUAGUUACUCUGCCAAACUCGAAAAUAUUCUGCAGCGAAAAUCUCUUGU
This is a messenger RNA of Lineus longissimus, 4095 nucleotides long. Its product is annotated as ethanolamine kinase 1-like. Gene Ontology annotation, biological process: phosphatidylethanolamine biosynthetic process. The record is from RefSeq and is a predicted model, not a curated record. Lineage: Eukaryota; Metazoa; Nemertea; Pilidiophora; Heteronemertea; Lineidae. Gene Ontology annotation, molecular function: ethanolamine kinase activity. Gene Ontology annotation, cellular component: cytoplasm. The coding region runs from base 217 to 1344 and encodes 375 amino acids. The transcript is spliced from 8 exons.